AUGGCGCCUCAACUCACCGAAGACGAGAUCGAUGAUCUCAUUUACUUUGCCCGGGCGGGUGAGAAUGAGGACAUGAAGGAGACGCUGAUAUCGUUGGCGGAGCGGGAAAAGGUCACGCCCGCUGAGAUCCUCGUCGCGGCCCGGGACGAGGCCAAGUCGACGACGUUGCACAUGGCGACCGGCAACGGCCAUCUGGAAAUGGUGCGUCAGCUCGUCGAUGCGUUCGAGGGCCGACCAAAGGAGGAGAAGCAGGCUUUUCUGGACGAGCCGAACGAGCAUGGCAACACGGGGCUUCACUGGGCCGCACUCGGAGGCCACCUCGAGACGGUGAAGCUUCUUAUGGAGCAUGGCGCCUCGCCGGCUUUGGCAAACGAGCGCAACUACGUUCCUCUGGACCUCGCCAACUUCAACGACAAGCCCGAGAUCGCCCAGUACUUUUUAUCGGCUGCGGGGAUGCUGGAGGAGAGCAACGGAGAGAGUGGUUUGAAUGACGCGGCGGCGUCUAUUGAGCUGGCGGACGGGGAUGAAGUCAAGAAGGACGGUUCAGGGCCAUCGGAAUCGACUGCAUGA
This is a messenger RNA of Purpureocillium lilacinum, 570 nucleotides long. RefSeq lists its product as uncharacterized. NCBI's taxonomy places the organism in Eukaryota, Fungi, Ascomycota, Sordariomycetes, Hypocreales, Ophiocordycipitaceae. Gene Ontology annotation, cellular component: nucleus. Gene Ontology annotation, molecular function: transcription cis-regulatory region binding; protein binding. The record is from RefSeq and is a predicted model, not a curated record. Gene Ontology annotation, biological process: positive regulation of transcription by RNA polymerase II.